Molecule: messenger RNA, 3632 nt
Organism: Gaeumannomyces tritici R3-111a-1
Lineage: Eukaryota; Fungi; Ascomycota; Sordariomycetes; Magnaporthales; Magnaporthaceae
Exons: 3
Coding region: 449-2635 (728 amino acids)
Biological process (GO): meiotic cell cycle; positive regulation of transcription by RNA polymerase II
Cellular component (GO): nuclear chromosome
Molecular function (GO): DNA-binding transcription factor activity; DNA binding
Source: RefSeq, a predicted model, not a curated record
GUACACUUGGCCCUGCAACCUUACCGGCGAGUCCAUUCGCAUACAACUCCUCCGCUCCGGACAUCUGUCUCGUCAGUCCACAAAGGUGUUGUGGCCGCACGGGUCUUCCCUCGCUUUUGAUUAUAUCAGUCUCUCCUUUCCCUUCUCGAUCAACCUACAAGGUGUCUGCCCAGUUACCUGUUUUGUUUCCCGCGCCCCUCCACUUGUAUCGACCAUUUUUUGUUUUCGUUUUUGUGGGAGCUCCUCGGUAUAUGUACCGCGCCACUAUCUAGUGCCCGCAAAGCAACACCCAUCACCGACAGAGAUAGGCCUAUCGUUUCGUGUGGUCCACACACUAGCCCUAUUCAUCUUCUCUGGAGGGAGAGGAGCGAGGAGAAACAGGCCCCGAGGCUGAGAAGGAAAGCCGCAUCAAACCGAAUCAGCAGCUCGCCGCGCAAGGCAUGCACCCAUGUCAACCACAUACUCAGUAACAAUGGCAGAGCUGAAGGAGCCGCCACACGGAAACAUGUGGGCGCCCAACUACGCAACCCCGGUCCACAUGCAGACGAGCCGCUUUGCCCACCACGGCGUGGACUCCAGCAGCAUGUCCAGCCCGGCCGCCGCGGCACCUCCAUACCAACAGGCGCAGCACCAUCCGGCGGCACGGCCUCGAAACCCCAGCAUGGAAGCACACCAGUACCCUUACAGCCGGUACUCGCAAGAGGAGGCGGACGCAUACGACAGACAGCAGCAUCACCAGGCCCACCCGCAGCACUCCCUAACAUCGCACCACAGCUACCCAAACCUCAAGAGGCCGUACUCGCACACGGAGCAGGCGCCCUACACGGAGAUGGUGCAGGACCUGCGGGAUGAUGGCUCCAAGCUGAGCGUUAGCCACGACCAGAAGCUGCUGUCAUUCAAGCGCGUGCCUGAGAAGAACACCAUCCUCGACCAGCACGGUCGCGUCCAGGUCCUCGACAUGUCGGCACAGCUUCACGGCAUGUUCUUCCUGUCCGAGAUGCCGUCGAGCUCGCCCGACGGCUCGGUCCUCCAGCCCGAGCUGACCUGCUACCGCCGCAACCUUUUCCAAAUCAGCGGCUCCCUCUGGACGCCCAAGGGCCAGCUGUCGGUUGUGACCGAGACGGGCGAGACUGUGCCUGUCAGCAGCACCGAGGUGACCAUCUCGGCCAUCGAGUCCGUCGACGGCCACUCGGUCCGCCUCAUCGUGAUCCCUUGGAAGACCCCGCCGCCGAACUCGCCCGAGCUCAACCCUGGCCCCGACCAGGAGCCGACUUCGCUUCCGCUGAUCCCCUUCGGCGACGAGGGGCACCCUGAAUCAGCAGGAGAGUGUGCCGUCUACCCCAUCGGGUGGCGACGCCUUCAGUUCAGAAUCGCAACCGCGAACAACGGGAGGAGAAAGGAGCUGCAGCAGCACUUUGUUCUGCAUCUCAAGGUGAUUGCCACGCUGACCAAUGGCAACAAGGCGGUGCUGGCUGAGUCGACGACAGCCCCCAUCGUGGUGCGAGGCAGGAGCCCCCGCAACUUCCAGGCGCGCAAGGAGAUCCCAUUGUUGGGCUCGAGUGCCGGCUCGCGCGGCCAGGCGCUCGUGGAGACGGGCAUGGGCAUUGUGGCCGGGCCUCUCACAAUGAAGCCCUCGGACAAGUCGAGGUCGCUCACCAUGGACCUGCCACGAACCGCAUUCACCUUCACCGCUGGUGGUCCCAAGAUGCCACCCAGCCCAAUGACAAUGCGAUCCAACUCCUACCCCGCGUCGUGGAACCCGACACAUGUGCCGCAUGGACAAGGGGCCUACCCGGCGACUACCAUGUCCGCCGCCGACUCUUACCCGCAUAAGCUCCCGCUCUCGGGAGCCAACAGCUUCACGACGGAGCCACAGGAUAUGGGCCAACAAACGUCCGUGCCCGCCAUGCAGCUCUCGCUCGCAGCCCCAGACCACCAACAGCCACCCAUCCGCACACAAUACGCGUACGUCCCCUCAGGGACGUCAGCCCCGCCUCAGCUCUCCAUCUCGACAACAGCCGACAACCUCAGCGUCCCGCGUUACGUCGACAGCAACCCGAGGCCAGCCAAGAGCCCAAGGCAUGGGAGCCACCAGUCCAUAGGAUCCGUGGCCCACACCGAGCCGUCGCCUGAGUACAGGUAUGGCCCGCCCGCGCCGUACGGCAGCGUCAGCAGCAACGGCGCCGACAUCAGCCCUCACACCCAACACCCGCCCACCCCUUAUUCUCAGGCGGGCGUUGGAGGCACCGGCUCGGGCGCAGGGACACCCUCUCUCCCCCACGUGUCCUCGGCGGCCGGCGGCCAGGCGUCCACCGUGUCGGCGGGCCCUCACAGCGGGCCCGGGUCGAACCCGACAUCGGCCUCUGCCGUGAACCAGACGAACAGGGAUUACUUCCCGCCAACCACCUCGUGGACGACGACCGCGGGCGAGGCCCCCGCCACCGUCUCGUACGCCAACGGCGACAGCUCAAGGCCGUACGCCUACCCAGACUACAAGCCCGGCCCAUCGCCGGGCAUUCUCAAGACCGAAUCCCAGUCGCAGGCUCAGCACGCCGCCCCUCCCCCGCCGCCAUACUCGGCAACGGCAAGGGGGUCCUUCGACGGGAUGAACCACUACUCGUGGAACGCCACAUAAAUUGUGCCUUCACGACCCUAAUCCGCCGGUUCAAAUCGCCUGCCUGUCCAACGUGGUCAAUGCGACGACGGGGACAGAGUGUAAUAUAGUAGUACGACAUCAGUUUUUUACACCCCACCUGUGCGCGGCCGCAUCGUCUCACCUUCGUUCUUUGCUCGACAAAUUUUAUUUUUUUCAUUUGGACGACUUACCGGACCGCUUCACACCUUCAAUGUCUCCUAUAGUCUUCUGAUCUGGCGCUCAUCAUUGUUCCUGCGUUGCUUUUUUUGUCCUUCGGACGUUGGUCCCCGGCCAUGGACUCACACCUACUUCUUCGACCAGCACACUUUUUUUUUCAUCCUCUGUUCAAUCACCUCUUCUUCACCUGACCCAAAAAGUCAAACCAAUAUUCAAAAGGACCACGGACAUCGGGGCCUGUGGGAUGUAACACAUACGGGCUAUUUGGGACAUACCAGUGAUGUCUUCCUGGACGCAUUUUGUUUUGUUUCAGCAUGGCGGAAGAGGGGGGGUCUUCUUGGGGACGGCAAGGGAUGUGGCCAUUAUGGGCAUAGGGGGAGGAUGGUUGAUUGGGAAGUGGGAGGCUUUUCAUGUGCGGAUUAUUGUUCUUAUACCCCCUUUUUUCCACCGACAUCUUGAUCAACUUUUGUUAUUUCAAAUCACUCGAAGGCAUGGCCCCUCGUGGCUUCAUUGUUUCUUUCUUGGUUCAAGGGGGCGCACGGUAUGGCUAGUCAUCUCGCCCCUGGCCUCGAUUCCAUUAUCUUUCCCAAUCCAAACACACGCGCCCCAGGCGGCAUGGCACAGUCACAUCACCCAGGCUUGAACGGGGAGGUCUUUUGUACAGGAGCGGAAGGGCCAUGUGUGGCCAAGCAAUGUCUGCCCUUUGUGGGCUCUAUCGCGCUGGGGAGGCUGUGUAGAGAGACAACGAGGGAUCAUACAUAAGCACGAUAGCAUGAAUAAUAAUGAUAAUGGAACGGAGGUUGGCAAACCACGCUGCACG